This is a messenger RNA of Sitophilus oryzae (rice weevil), 2355 nucleotides long. It is a transcript of the gene Usp10, whose product is annotated as ubiquitin carboxyl-terminal hydrolase 10. Gene Ontology annotation, biological process: DNA damage response, signal transduction by p53 class mediator; regulation of autophagy; protein deubiquitination. The transcript is spliced from 10 exons. NCBI's taxonomy places the organism in Eukaryota, Metazoa, Arthropoda, Insecta, Coleoptera, Curculionidae. The record is from RefSeq and is a predicted model, not a curated record. The coding region runs from base 146 to 2275 and encodes 709 amino acids. Gene Ontology annotation, molecular function: cysteine-type deubiquitinase activity; cysteine-type endopeptidase activity. Gene Ontology annotation, cellular component: nucleus; cytosol.
ACAAAUGACAGUUGUAAAACACAACGUGAGGAAAACUUAACCCUACGUAAAGAUGAUAAUAAAAAUGUGAAAAUCAUCCCCUAGAAAGCGAAAAUAAUGAAACUAUUCUGUAUUUAACACCCCCAAGAGUUACGUUUGCUUUAAAAUGGAGUUUCCUGGCACGCUAGGGCUCCAAUUUUUGGACCUAAGUGGCGUUGACGAAUUCGAAAAGGACAGAGUUUUGAAUUCUUUGCAACCCACGCAUAAAAAUUCAAAAUUCCCAUGGAUUAUUGGCCACAAUAAUGAUUCAAGAUUACCUAAAAUUAAACAGUUUGACUCACAACCAGUUGUAUCUGCUCCAGAAAUAACACCAAGGAGAGCAGCUAUACCGAUUAUUAAUCCAGAAAAUGGACUACCGAUCCCAUUGAGUAGUCCAGUUAGUGAGCAACAAGUCCAUACUGUAAACAGUCCUGUAAAUAGUCAUCAGUACUUUGAGCAAGCCUCUCAUUUUUCUCCGCAAACAACAUCGUAUAAUGUGCAUUACCAGAUUGCAUCGAGUUAUGCAAACAUACACAAUAUGCCACCUAACGCUACCCCAGUUUACUACACAGCUGUUGCCCCGGGACAGCCUAUUUUUGUUUCCUAUCCUAGUAACGUACAGGCAGAACCUUUUUACCCGAAUACAGGUCCACAAUAUGUUCAAAAUGUUCCUGUUUUGAACAAUAACGUAGCGCCCUUUGUAAAUUCUCCACCAGUCGAAAAAAAUAUUGUUUUAAACCCUCCAGUGCAAGAGAUUUCGCAACCUGACACAAGAAACGUAACGGUAGAGCAAGAAGAAGCUAUUUCUCUGGAUAGUAAUUUGAAAGAAGCAUUGCCGAAACCUGAAGAUAGUGUUCCUAAACAAGCCAAAGCUGCCUGGGGUUCGGGGAAAUCAUGGGCAAGUCUGUUUACCCCUAAAAAAGACGAUACGUUGAAUGGGUCACAAAUUAACGGGAUUACAAGACCUACGUUUGAGGCUGUGACUAAGGAACCUAACCUAACUUCUUGUCCGAUCAAGAAUCCUAGGAAAAACUGUUUUGUUGAUCCGGAUUGUUAUAGAAUGGGAGAGUUUUUGUCAAAUUAUUCUUUGGACGGUCGGACUAUCAGUUUGCAACCGAGAGGCUUGAUUAAUCAGAGCAAUUAUUGCUAUAUCAAUUCGAUUUUACAGGCUUUGAUAGCCUGUCCGCCUAUGUACAAUUUAUUGAGUGGCUUGUCCCAAAAUAUUUCUUCCAAUGAGAAGAGAAAACCUACGCCUGUUAUUGACGGGAUGUGCAAAUUUGUAAAAGAAUUUAAGCAUCUUCCAGCUAAUAUGAGAGUGAGCAACAGAAGAUCGGAUGGAAACAACAAAAAGGAUCAGAAGAAAGAUCAGAGUACGUUGAUCAAUACUGAUAUACCGUUUGAGCCAUCUUGGAUUUAUAAAAUGUUGAAUGGUAUCAGAACUGAUCUUAUCGAAGGCCGUCAGGAAGAUGCUGAGGAAUUUUUGGGCUGUUUACUAAACAAUUUAAAUGAUGAAAUGAUUGAGCUGAUUAAACUUGUAAAAAGUGAAACAAAUGGUAUAGAAAACUCUGAAUUACAAGAUGAUACAAUGGGUGAUGAUGACAGUUGGCAGAUUAUGGGAGCAAAAAACAAAGGUAGCAUCCAACGAAAAACAGUAUUCGAAAAGACCCCCAUCACAGACAUCUUUGGUGGAUCACUAAAAUCGAAAAUUCACCGAGCUGGGGACCUCAGCACGGAAAAUACCCAACCCUUUCUUACUCUACAAUUAAAUAUCGAGAAAGUAAAAACGGUUUGCGAAGCAUUAGAAGCAUUGACGACGAAGUACCAACUGGAAGGACUGACGUCGUCGAAGACCAAUCAGGAGGUGGAGGCGUGGCAACAGGUUAUGCUGGACGAGUUGCCUGUCGUGUUGGUUUUGCACUUGAAAUGCUUCGAUUACCAGUUGGACGGGUGUACGAAGAUUAUAAAAGCCUUGGAGUUUCCGAUUGACUUAAAAAUAGAUACAAAAUUGUUAUCUUUGAAAACAAACAACGCUAAAGAGAAACAAUACAAACUAUUUGCCGUGGUUUACCAUGAUGGUAAAGAGGCGACCAAGGGUCAUUACGUCACAGAUGCUUUCCAUGUGGGAUAUAGUAGUUGGUUAAGAUACGAUGACUCGUCAGUGAAGCAGGUACAGGAAGAGCAGGUUUUGAAUCCGCAAGGCACCAGGGUGCCAUAUUUGUUAUUUUAUCGCCGUAGCGAUACGUUUAGGAGCAGAUAAUUUUAAAUAUUUUAGCCUAUAUUGUCUUGUUAAGUUAAUUAGUAUUAAGUGACUUAUUAAUUAAAUUUAUACAUAAUUUU